This is a messenger RNA of Clonostachys rhizophaga, 1473 nucleotides long. The record is from the annotation of a GenBank genome assembly. NCBI's taxonomy places the organism in Eukaryota, Fungi, Ascomycota, Sordariomycetes, Hypocreales, Bionectriaceae.
AUGUCCACCGCGACAUUGGCCACAGGCGCUGCUGCCCAAGGAGCCGCAUGUGAACGCUGCCACAAAUACAAAGAGAAAUGCACGUACGCUGGCCUCGAUAAAUCAUGCGUCCGUUGUCUGAAGCUGAAGAGAGAGUGUGUGUUGAGGGUGAAGAAGCGGAUGGGGCGUCCUCCCGUGGCAAAGUCAGCCUCUUCGACAAUUCUCGAUGUCGGCACUCGCCCCAUGGAAGCCGCAAAUACUCCAGACACAAAUACCAUGAUUCUCGUCACCCAAACGAUGAGCAGUCGUAAGAGCAACUGGCAGCACGCGGCUUUCGAAAGCCGAGGUUUCCCUUUCCCAAGGAGCCUGUUUGCGAUUCAACAGAGCCCGCUCUCUCAGAAUAUCAAACAUGUCAUAGGCUCCGUUGAUGGCUUCCAGGGAUUCCAUCGGUUCUUCAUGCUCGGAGAGACUUUCACCUCGCUCUACCAGUCGGCAACGCUUGUUAUCUACGACCUUGCCCCGCAAGUCUUUUCGAACGCAUAUUACGCAACCAUGUCUGCUCUCUUCGACCAGAAUAAUCCAGGUCUACGCGACAAUGAGCUGACACUAGCUGCGUCUUGUCUCCGUUAUCUAGUUAAGCUCUCAUCCUCUAUCAAUUGUGUUGGAGAUGCUGCCGUGGUGAUUAUGCUGGGCCAGAUCAUGCUGGUCUACAACUCGCUGAUACCAAACCCAUACACACGCACAAUUACCAAGAGCACUCUGCUUGCCACGAAGGAAUGGUAUCCGCAACUUCUAAAAGAACCGUCUUUCGACUCAAUCACUCUGGCGCCCGUCUUUGUCGACACAGUCGAUUGUCUCUUUCGGCGGGAGGUGCCCGUUGUGCAGAUCCCCAACAGAAACAUGUGCACGGUUGAUAGGCUCUUAGGCAUAUCAGCGCCUCUAUUUUCAUAUAUUCACGACCUCUGUGUGGUAAGCCACGAGUGCAAGGUCAAGGGCAUCACCCCUUGCGCAGAACACGACCCAUACACAGAUGUCGAGGAGCGCAUUUCUUCAUGGGUACCGGAAUGGCCGCCAGACCUAUUCACAACCUUCUCGCCGCUGGAGGCGACAAAGAUAGUCGCGCAGGCUCAAAACUUUCGCCUCGGCGCCUUGCUUAUCAUCCACCGACUUCGGUAUCCGCUCGGGGUGGAAGACGAUGCCGCGGCUGUCAUGGCUGACGAGAUCAUCCUACUUUUGUCACGGCUCGCAAAACAUCAGGGAGACUGCGCGACGGGUCUCGGGCUGGACUUCCCGCUGCUCGUGGCUAUGAUUGAGAAGCCAGGUCCGGGGUCCGAGGUGGAUGAGGCUUUUGUGCCGCUGAGAUAUCGGCAGCAUGGCGAGAGUAGGCAGCUGUCGGAGUUUGUCAAAUUCGUCACCGAUGCCAGGAGAGCUGGAUAUUCUGGUUUGUGGUUGGACCUGGUUCAUGACGGGCUACAUGGGGUUUUUAUUCCUUGA